CUGUGGCUCCACCCCUGCAGAACGUCCUCCAUGGUUGCCCUGGAAACGCAUUCUGCAGGAACUGGCAGACACCAAUGAGAAGGGAACGAAUGCCACGAACGAGCCAAUCAGCAGGGAGCAGCGCGGGGUUUAAACCUGAGCUGGGCUAACUCCUCCCGGCGUGGUGCGGAGGAACGGCUGUUGAUUUCUGGUGGGGUGCGCGAGGAGGCUCUCCUGGGGCUCCGGUAUUCUGCUGCUGCCCGGUGAAGAGGAAGCCAUGGCGGUCCGUGUCACCAGGAACACGAAAAUUAACACUGAAAAUAAGGCCACAAUCAGUAUGGCAGGCGCAAAACGUGUGCCCGUGACCUCUGCUGCAGCCUCCAAGCCAGGUCUAAGGCCAAGAACAGCUCUCGGAGACAUCGGUAAUAACAAAGUCAGUGAGCAGCUGCAAACCAGAGUGCCUCUGAAAAAGGAAGCAAAAACUUCAGCGACUGGAAAAAUUACUGCUAAAAAACUACAGAAACCUCUGGAAAAGGUGCCUGUACGUGUGCCAGAGCCUGAACCUGAGCCUGUGAAGGAAGAAAAACUUUCUCCUAAACCUAUUUUGGUUGAUACUCCCUCUCCAAGCCCGAUGGAGACAUCUGGAUGUGCCCCUGCAGAAGAAUAUCUGUGUCAGGCAUUCUCUGAUGUCAUUCUUGCAGUGAAUGAUGUGGAUGCAGAAGAUGGAGCAGAUCCAAACCUUUGUAGUGAAUAUGUGAAAGAUAUCUAUGCUUAUCUCAGACAACUUGAGGAAGAGCAGUCAGUCAGACCAAAAUACUUACUGGGUCGUGAAGUCACUGGAAACAUGAGAGCCAUCCUAAUUGACUGGCUAGUACAGGUUCAGAUGAUGUUCAAGUUGCUGCAGGAGACCAUGUACAUGACUGUUUCCAUUAUUGAUCGUUUCAUGCAGAAUAAUUGUGUGCCCAAGAAGAUGCUGCAGCUGGUUGGAGUCACUGCCAUGUUCAUUGCAAGCAAAUAUGAAGAAAUGUACCCUCCAGAAAUUGGUGACUUUGCUUAUGUGACUAACAAUACUUACAGUAAGCACCAGAUCAGACAAAUGGAAAUGAAGAUUCUAAGAGUUUUAAACUUUGGCCUGGGCCGCCCACUCCCGCUGCACUUUCUUCGUAGAGCAUCUAAGAUUGGAGAGGUUGAUGUUGAGCAACAUACUUUGGCCAAAUACCUGAUGGAACUAUCUAUGUUGGACUAUGAUAUGGUGCACUUUCCUCCUUCUCAAAUUGCAGCAGGAGCGUUUUGCUUAGCCCUGAAAAUUCUUGAUAACGGUGAAUGGACCGCAACUCUGCAGCAUUACCUGUCAUACACUGAAGACUCCCUUCUUUCCGUAAUGCAGCAUCUGGCUAAGAAUAUAGUCAUGGUGAACCGUGGGCUUACGAAGCACAUGACUAUCAAGAACAAGUAUGCCGCAUCAAAGCAUGCUAAGAUCAGCACUCUAGCACAGCUCAAUUGCACAUUAGUUGAAGAUUUGGCCAAGUCUGUGGCAAAGGUGUAACUUGCAAGCUUGAGUACUCUAUCUGCAAAUAAAAUUGGCACCAUGUGCCAUCUGUACAUACUAUACUGCAUUUACAUACUUUUUAAAUAAAGAUGUGGCCCUUUUUACUUUGCUUACCUUAACUGGUUUGAAGGUGGUUAGUUCCUAUUCUAGGGCAACCUAAACACUGACUUUAAAGGAUGAUGGGAAUAUGCUUACAAACUGCGUUUAGUUUACCAAGGGAUCCAACCAAUGUAUAUAAUUAUUGCCUGUAUGUUUGUAUUCUUGGUCCUUCUUUUAUGUUCCUGGAUUUUAAUGUAAGCCAGUGAAGAUGAUACCUCAAGCUCUUCCUUCUACUCAGCCUACUGCUUGUAAGCUGCCACAUCACCUGGGAGAAUCUCCUGCCUCUAUCUAGUUGGAUCUGAAAGUCUGCCACUUCGUCCUUAGUCUUCCCUCCAUUCUUCUGUUUCUUCUGGUGGCUGCUAUACUAAUUCUAAAUAAAUUAGAUCAACCAUUUCUCCAG
Messenger RNA from Fukomys damarensis (Damara mole-rat), 2027 nucleotides. It is a transcript of the gene Ccnb1, whose product is annotated as cyclin B1. NCBI's taxonomy places the organism in Eukaryota, Metazoa, Chordata, Mammalia, Rodentia, Bathyergidae. Gene Ontology annotation, molecular function: cyclin-dependent protein serine/threonine kinase regulator activity. The record is from RefSeq and is a predicted model, not a curated record. Gene Ontology annotation, biological process: mitotic cell cycle phase transition; mitotic metaphase chromosome alignment; regulation of cyclin-dependent protein serine/threonine kinase activity. The transcript has 9 exons. Gene Ontology annotation, cellular component: cyclin B1-CDK1 complex; mitochondrial matrix; cytoplasm. The coding region runs from base 257 to 1525 and encodes 422 amino acids.